CAGCAUUUCUACUAGCGUUCUUUCGAAAAUUCAACAAUCUGGUCUGCACUGCCAGUCCAAUUCCGGAUGGGUAAGUAGAGGUUUUGCGUGAAUAAACAGAGAUGGCUUAGUAAGCGAAGCAACCAACCAACCGAGUCGCAUCCCCGGCCCAGGAAAAUCGAGCUACAAAAGGACCGCGGGGUCCUCUGUGCGGUGGUUUUCCGGCAUUUGCGUUGUGCCGCGGAGCUUCCGAGAAUUUGAGAAAGGCACUUCUUCGUCCCUGAUCAGUUCGGAAGUCGGACGAAGAUGCCCGAAUUAGGCGCGGGGUUGUGCUGCCCGCGGCCCUUCUUACAAUGGGUGGGGCUGUCGCUUCUGAUCUGUUGGAUGCAAGUGUGGCGCCGGCGGUCCACGCAACCAGAUUUGUUCCAGCACUCCUGCAGCAACGAGUUGAACAACGUGCGUCAGUCCGUGCGUGGAAAUAAACUCAUGCGAAACGCAGACGACCCCCCGAGAGGACAGGCCAUGGCCGGCGCGGUAGUUAGUGCAAAAAAAGCUUCUGCUAUCGCAAAAGACGAACAAACUACGUCUAGCGGACUAUCGACGUCAACAGAUCCUCAACACGCUGGCGCUGCCGUCGAGACGGGCACAGCAGGAAGACCUACACUCAGCGGCGGCACGGAUCAUGUCCCUGCGGGGACAGGCACAGGAACCGGCGAAGCUGCUGCUCCUUAUCGCAGGAAAGAAGUGUUACAGUUACACACCCUGAUGCAAGACCAGCAAGAAAGACAACCUGUGUCAUGCAGGAAAUGCUUUCCAGCCUCAUUUCGUGCGUGUCUUCCUUCAUAGCCUGCCACGCAUUACAAGUUUUCUUUGCUAGUAUGCAGAGCAACUUUGUGAUGCUGAAAUUGCACCAAAUGUGUAAGAACUGUUCACACUUUUUUCCUGUGAUACUGCUGCGUCCCCACCUAGUAGUAUUACCACCCCAUCCACGACCACUGGAGCAGUAGUAAACAUGGAAAAUAAUAAAGAUACCUCCCCGACGUCGAGCGACGUAAAGACGACAAAACCAGCAGCACUCCUCGGGCAGCUGAGGAAGGAGUUUGCGCAGUCAUUCUGCCACCCCGCGGAAACGCCCUCGUAUCCACGAUCCUGCUUCAAGCACGGGAAGAACUGCCCGCGGCGCAUAUUACAAUGAAAAAUGCCCCCACCCCUGAACUUGGGAGCAUUUGUAUUGCAAACCUUUCCAAAUGAAACACUCGCCCUCUUGCAUCUAUCAGCAUCACAGGUUUUCAAUCGUUAAGAGCAAAAAUUUGUAUUGCAAAAGACCCCAGCAAGAGCGGCGCUUGUCAUGCAAGCGAUGCGAUACACGCCUACAUUCUGCAUCAGAAAGAUUCAUACUCCUUUCAUGCAUGACAAAAAGUUUUCAUUUGGAAAUUUCGCAUCACAAAUUUUUGCAAUUUAGGGGUGGGGGGCACUUUUCACUGUAAUAGCGCAUGGACUCGACCUGUGCGAAGGCCCCCGAGGAUUUUACAGGGAUCCCGGCAUUUUUGGUCGAACACGAGCGGUUUUACUAUCAGAUUCUCAAACGUUUUUACAUUCUCAGCUGUUACAUGAUUUGUCAUGCAAAACUACCAUUAUCAUCUACACGGUCAAGCUGUUCUGCAUGACAAAUUCUGGGAGGGCCAAACAGGCUGAUGAUCUGUGCCAAAUCUGUCAUGCAAGACGCGCAAUGCCCCUCCUUUCACUUUUCCCAUUCUUGCAUCAGCACAAAUCCAUCUAACAGCUGAGAAUGGAACAGUUGAGAACGCCAUAUUUACCGGACGGCGCGGGGGAAGGUCACGUUCGACGCAUAUCAAGUGAAAAUCUGUCUGGGUCUGGAACAAAGCAACUUGUCAUGCUAAAUCUGAACCAUGUGAAAAUCUGUUUUGCAUGAUUACCAAAAGCUGUCCACUUUUGACCUACCUCCGAGACGCAGUUUCUCAUGCAGAAUUAUAGGCAUGGUAGCACAACUCUCGCAGAAUCUGUCAUGCUAUGUCCUACAUACCUGACCUCAUGGGUGAUGGAAUAAAACCAGCAUGACACUAAGUCUGGCCGCAUUCUUCCAGACCCAGAUGACAUUGUUGCAGUUGAUAACGCACACCGUUUGACGAAGUUUUACGGCCCGCACCUAUCGGAAGAGGAACGGGAAAAGAUGGCGAAGGAGUAUCGUAAGGAAAAAUCCCCCCUCCCCAUAUCAAAAUGGAAAUUUGUGAUGCUGAUUUGUGGUAACAAAUACCCUCUGUCUUGCCUCUAGGGGAAUGCGAACGAUGUGGCGCAUUCCACAGCCAGUCUGUCACGCGCUUUUGACUACUGCAAACCUGUAUCUCAUGCCUAAUUGCUAGCCUUCUGCAUAUCCAAACAGGCUUAGAAAAUGCCGCCAAGCACCUUCUGCAAGACAGAUCUGAUUUGUGUACGGAAAUCCAGCAUCAGAAACUUCCUUUUGAUAUGGGGAGGGGGGAUUUUCCCCUCCUAUAAGGAGAUCGCGGACUACAUGACCGUGAACCAUCGGCCCUUUGUAUCGAAAGGAAAACCCCCCCUCCCCAUAUUGAAAAGGUAUGUCUCAGAAAAUUUGUAAUGCUGAUGCGCGACUACAAAUCGGCUCUGUCUUGUAAGAACUCAACUCCACAGGCUCCGCCGCAUUCUGCAGGCGGUUUGUCAUGCUGUUGGCCCUACAAACUAGACGUCUGCCAUGCUCAGCGCCUAGCCCAAAACGUCUCUACUCAGUCCCAGUAGAGGCCUGCAGCCCUCUCCAGCAAGAUCAAUCCGAUUUGUGCACGCACAUCCAGCAUUAGAAACUUCGUUUUGAUCAUAUGGGGCGGGGGGAUUUUUCCUUGUGAUUCUUUGUGGUGAUUCCCAAUUACUGGACAACGGAGCAAGUCGACAAGGCACUGGAAGUAUCAAAUGUAAAAAUGUCUGGGUCUGGAAGAAUGCAACUUGUCAUGCUAAAUCUGAAUCAGGCAAAAAGCUGUGUUGCAUGAUUGCCAAAGGUUGUGCACUUUUGACCUAAUCGAGAGGCAGUUUCUCAUGCAGGAUAAGCAUUGGAAAGGCUUCGCAGAAUCUGUCAUGCUAUGUCCUACAUACCAGACCUCAUGGGUUAUGGAAAACCUGCAUGACAAACCUGGCAAUCUUCCAGACCCAGACAUUUUUGCAAUCCAUAGGAAGAGGUGGAUAAAUUUCAGCAAGAAGGAUGUCACAACCACCGCGGAAACGGGUUUGACUCCCGGUCGUUUGCGUAUCAAACGGAAAAAUCCCCCCUCCCCAUAUCGAAAAGGAAGUUUGUAAUGCUGGAUUUGCGUACACAAAUCAGAUUCGUCUUGCAGUAGAGGACUGCAGUUGUGUGCCAACUUUGGGAAGCAAGGUUUUGACAUUGGCGUCUAGCAUUACAAAUGUCCACACUGUAGGCCCAGCAGCAUCACGAACCGCCUGCAUAGUGCGGCGCAGCCUGUGGACUUGCCUUCUUGCAAGACAGAGACGAUUGCAAAUUUUCUGUGGCUUCCAUUUCGAUAUGGGGAGGGGGGUCUUUCCUUACGAUAUUGCGGCGGAGAAGUUCUCGCGGCAGGCCAAGAGAUUCAAGGAGGACCGUAUUGAAGGGAAGAACUCCCCCUUCCCAUAUUGAAGAGGUAUGUUUCCGAAAAUUUGUGUUGCUGAUUUGAGGUUACAAAUCACCUCUGUCUUGCAAGAAGACAAGGGCAGAAGCUUCCGCCCCAUUAUGGAAGCGAUUUGUCAUGCUGUUGGGCCUAAAGGGGAGCCGUUUGCCAUGCUGAGCAACUAGACCCAUACGCCCCUACCUAGGCUGGGCAUCUGGCCGCAAUGCCUUCCUGCAAUGCAAAUUUGUGUACACAAAUCCAGCAUCAGAAAUUUCGUUUUGAUAUGGGGAGGGGGGGCCUUUCCUUUCGAUAGACCGGUUCCCGUGGCUGGUCGCGAAGCACUUGUAUCAGCGGGACAAGGUACAGCUUCACCGAGGGAAACUGACCACCUUGGUGGGCGUAGUAAAGUGGAACGGGAAGCCCGCAAACUCCGGGGGUCCCUGGCACAAGGAUGACUUCUAUCUCGGCGCCAAGGCCAUCCUGUACCUAAACUAUCGUAAGAAAAAACUGCUUCACUGUAAGGAUUUUGCAAGUUUUGCAUUACAAGUUCGUUACACAUUACAAAGAAAGCUUGCCAUGCGAGUAUCCUACGGGAAAACACUCUAAAAAUCACUUGUCUUGCAUGUGUAGCAAGAGAAACACUUCUCUUCAGUAAUGCCUUUUCUGCAUCACAAGUUCACAGUGAAACAGUUUUUUCUUGCGAUAUAAACGACGUGUUGGACAAUGGUCCUUUCAGCAUGGUAUCAAAUGUAAAAAUGUCUGGGUCUGGAAGAAUGCAACUUGUCAUGCUAAAUCUGAAGCAUGCAAAAAUCUGUGUUGCAUGAUUACCAAAAGUCGUUCAGUUUUGGCCAAGUCGGGAGAGAGUUUCUCAUGCAGGAUAGGCAUGAGAGAGAGUGCACAGAAUCUGUCAUUUUAGGUCCUGCAUUACAGACCUCAUGGGUCAUGGAAAAGCUGCAUGACAAAUCGCGCAUUCUUCCAGACCCAGACAUUUUUGCAUUUGAUACAUGGCUAUCGAUUGCAAAUAUACUAUAUAUCGAUCUGGGUCUAGUAGAGGAAUGCGCUUGUAGUUUCGAUCAUGCAUCUGCUUUCAGAUCAUGACACAAAUAAUGUCUGAUGCACGGAAAUAAAGCAUAUUCAGGUUCUUUUGCGGACGCCUCUUGAUCCCUUGUCGCCCCCGUGAGACAUAACUGCCGACUUUCGUCGCAAAAAGUGGGCAGCUUUCUUUGGCGUGUCCGAAACACAAUAAUUUUUGUGUGCUCCAGCAGAGUUGGCAUCUCACAAUGUAUAGGUAAUGCAACCCUUCCAGACAUCCAGUGAUAAAAAUUGUUAUGUUUGCAAUGCAUAAUGGCAAUUGACUACCCAGACGCCUCCCUCCGCCCGGAUCUGCCGGCGCAGACGAAGCUUAACUUCGAGGACGUCCCAGGUGGUGGCUCCGAGUGGCCCGAUAGUCCAGAAAAGCGGACACAGUUUCACCACCGCACCAUGAGCACGAAGCUGGCAGAGGGAACGAUCCGAGCCAUCGUGCGACUGGCCGCGCCGCCCGGCUCCAUGAUUCUGUUCACGAGCCACAACAUUCAUUAUGGCGAACCGCUUCGCAACGGCACCCGUGUCACCAUGUAUUUAAAUGAAAAAUACCCCCUCCCCAUACCGAAAACGAAAUUUGUGAUGCUGUAUUUGAGUAGUACACAAAUCGACUUGUAACGCUAGAAGGCCAAGAGACGCAGCUGUGGCCUCGUUUGCAGGCUAUUUUUCAUGCUGUUUCGCGCUUCGAGUUGCUUCCUGUCAUACUGAAGCCGCAGGACUUUGUUCCCACGCCAACCAGCACUAGAGUCCGCAUCUUUUCCCUUCGAGCAUGACAGAGCUGAUUUGUGACCACAAAUCUGCAUCACAAAUUUCUAGUUUGAGUAUGGGGUGGGGGGAUUUUUCAUUUUGAUACCAUGACGAACUACUACAAUGGAAACCCGUCACAGGAAAUCGAGCGGACCUGUAAGCUUCCCCGAGUGGAUAUCAUUUGUAACAACGUCCCAACCACAGACUCGUCAUGCAGAUUUGCAAUGAAAAGAACAUUAUGUAAUUCGCAUCUACUCUAUGAGAGGCAUUUCUAAUCGUGUUGUGGCAUUUGUAACGCUGUAUUAACCAGGGUAAGCAGAUGGAUUUGCGAUGCGUUUCACCCUGCUGAGCUGCACUACACUACGGACUGCAAGUUGUGAUGCCGAAAUCCCAAAACUAUUAAGCUUGCUUUGCAAAGUCUCCAUCUUGACUCUGGGGCGGUGACGUUUUUACUCAGGAUAGUGGAUCUGUGACCGCAGUACUUGUAGUUAUCCUGUGUAAAAAACUUUAAAGCGUUCCUAUAAUCCCAAUACAUUUGUCCGGCAAAUUUGCAAACCGAAAAAGUUUCUCAUGCGCAGCCCCAUGAGGAGCGUUUUUUCAUGCUAUCUGAGAGCAUAUCAUGUCGCAAGAACCAGGAUUAUAAGAUCGAAGUGUGAUGCUGCUGCAAUAGCUGAACACAAUUACACUUCGAGCCCAAGACACCUGUCAUGCGCAGCGAGGACAAGGAGUUGAUUUGUGUAGCAAAAUUUGCCAGCUUGAAUUUGGGCUGGGAACGUUUAUUUUGCAGUGGAUUAGACUCCGAGCAAGGGAAACAACUUUUGCUGCUCAAGGGGCUCCUGUGAAAAUGUUAGAAGCCUAGACGCACGAUAGUAACAACAGAGGUAAACGAGAUGGGAACAAGCACUAGCAGUACUAAGUGACUACGAGUCACUGUGUGUUUACUAUCUGUUAUCGACGCACUAGUAUGGGUACUAGUCGCAACCUGCAGGGGUGUGAUGAGAUAUCAAGAGGAUGGACAAUAUGCAUGACAAACAGGAUGGCUACGGCUAUCGGAGGAGGAUCAUGGAUUUCAGAUCGAGGGCACUACAAGCCCGAGGGAUUUGACAUCAGACCAGAUUUGCAUCGCGAUUUACAUCGUAGUAUGCUUCUGAUCGUCACUAGGUCAUUUAUGAUUCCGAUCUAUCCAACAUUCCCCCUUCCGAAGCUAUAGUAACCACUGUUCACCUGUAGCAUAUACCUCAUUCCUCCUUCCUUUUUGGCACAAACGACUAGGCAAAGUCGUAGGGCUUUCCUUCGAUCUGGAUGGUCAAUCCAGAUGCUUUACUUAGCUUCGCAGUCAACAUCAUAACAGUGGCGGGCUCUAGUACAAUGGGCCGAAGGUCAGUCGACACAUGAAACGCGCGCACUGUGUGAAGUUCUGCUUUUGGGUCCGUCUUGAACAAAGACAAAUAUUUUUCACCAGGCAGGCCCUUGGUCAGGGGGUCGGCCUUGUUUACUUUUGUCGGCACAAAACACAAAUCCUGACAAUGAUCACGGACAAUGUGAUAACGCAAGUCAAUAUGUUUGGAACGCUUAGUGAUGAUACUACUCUUGCUGAGACUUAACGCACUUUGAUUGUCUGUGAAAAUGAGCGGAAGCGUUUCCCCUUCAGUUUCCAUAAACCAAUCUGACCAGCCCUGGCUCAAGCACAUUUUGAUCGUGUCAUGAAUCGCAACAUACUCAGCCUCACACGUGCUGGAAGCACGGACUGUCUGUCGUUUUGACGACCAAGCGACUGGACAACCACGAUAAUACAGGAUACUACCGCUGGUGGACUUCAGUGUAACUGUACACCCUGCAAAGUCGCUAUCGCUGAAAGCACACAAAUCAGGACAAUCCCGACUGGCCUCCUUUGUCACUUUGGUGUAAACCGUGCGAAAAUCUUCUUCAGCUUUUGGCGAGUAUUCUAAACCGAUAUCCCGAGUUGCUUUCAAGUAGGCCAAAAUCCGUUUUGCUGCUUUCACCGCUUGGGGUGUCGGAUUUGCUACUUCUCUUGCAACACGCUGCACCGCGUAGACAAUGUCUACCCUGCACAUACAAGCGAUAUAUUGCAGGCUACCCACGAGGCUACGCAAUGGGAAUUUUGUUUCCGGUGCAGAAGUAUCAACUUCAGUAGUCUGAAUUUCUGGCAACUGUCUUCCAGGAAGUACAGGCGUAGCAACUCCCCGACAAUCAACCAUAUUGAAUUUCUUCAAAACUCUGUCAAUAGCCUCUGCCAUGUGGAUCCUCAUGGUCUUUUUCGAUGCGUUGUAUUCCAGAGUGGCCCCCAGGAGGUCGAAAACUUCGCAACCCUUUUCAACUGGUUUCGCUUUCGGCGGGAUCACUUUUCCAGGAAAUUUGUCCAAAAUUUUCCCCAUCUCUUUGACGAGAAUUUCUUCCGUGUCACCACUCAUGACACAGUCAUCCACGUACACGCUCAACGUAAGAACGCCUUUACGGAACAACCCCGGCUCCCGUUCACACAUCUUCCAACCUAGUUCCUCCAAAGUCUUCCUGUAGGUAUCGAACCAACGACGCGGGCUAAUUCGAAGACCAUAAAGAGACUUCAGUAGGCGCACGACAUCACCUCUCGGAACAGUGCUCCAGUGCUUCGGAAGACGCACGAAAACUCGCUCGUCACCUAAACUCGCACAAAUGAACGCAUUUGAAAUGUCGAAAAAUUUGAUCCGUUUACCAUUUGCAGCAGCGUCAACAAGUAGGGCUCUACUAGCUGCGUGCGAAAUGGUAGGACUGUAAAUUUCGCCACAGAGUUCUUUCGACUGUAAGUUUCCAAGUGCCACCAGCCGCGCUUUGUAUGUUCCACAUCUAUUCUUCGUGUAGAUCACGCACGACGGCACAACUUCGUCGCCUUUUUGUGGUUUCUCGUCUACUGUCCAGCACUCUUUUGCUAAAAGUCUGAGUCGUUCAACAUCGUCGGCCUCUAUGUACUUCGGAGCAUCAGGAUCUCGAAGAAUCUGCGCUCUGGUGAGUGACACCACAUGAGCAAAAACUUCUUCACCUUCUUCCUCAAUGCGCUUGGCAUGGUACUCGUCCAAGUCUCGACCAAAGUCAAAAUCAUCAGGCAACUGAAAUACGUUUCCAGCUUCUGCUGCUUUUGGCUUAGGACCUGGCUUUUUGCUUCCCGGUUUGUUCUUUGAACCUUUCGGGCGACCCUUUUUGUUGUUGACAACGACUGCAGGCUUCGGCUUUUGCUUUCUUUUCUUCUUGACGACCUUGGGCUUUGGGCGGGCGGGAGGUUCGUCAAGUUCUUCCGCUUCGGGAAUAACUACCUCUUCCUCUGCUUGCGCAGCACUUUCCUCUUUGCCCCCUUCCACUGCUUUGCCCCCUUCCUCGACCUGUUGGUCUCCAGUAGCCCCAUUGGGCCCCGAAUCACCCUGGUCACGCGGAGCAUCCUGAUCGGGCUCAUGACUUCCCGAGGGAGCCACCAACGGAUCAGGCAUGUUCGACACACGCAAUUUGUCGGGUGCGGCAAAGGGUACAAAGGUGCCACGGUUCUUUUCGCGAAGAUCGUCAAUGUCGGCGAUCGUACAAGAUUCGUCAAACUUGCAGGAUCUAUUUUCGAUCACAGUGAACCUUAAUCCAACUUUCGUUCGUUUGUCGUCACGCCAAACACCCACUAAAUAGCAAGAGUUUUUCGAAUACCCCAAGAAUACACCACGUUCAUACCGAACAUCGAGCGCACCUAAGUCCGUCGAUUUCGUAACGUGCUUCCGAGCAUAGCAAAGGACUCCGAAUUUCUUGAAAUACUUGAGCGAAGGCGCGCGAUCGUGAACUUUUUCAAAUGGACUCUUUUGCUCUUUCCGGGCUAACCGAUUCCAAGUCCAGGGUAUAUACUUUGAACAAUAUGGCCAAAGACGAGGAUCAACCCCGAUCAUAUUCGCCCGCAGGGCAUUUUUCGAAGUUUGGUUCCACCGUUCCACGACUCCAUUACGUUGCGGCGUAAACGGCGCAGACGUAGUUGGCUCGAUCGGAGGACUCUGCUUCAAGCAAUACUUUCUCCAGUCACUUUUCUCGCCUCGAAAAGUAGGAUCGUUAUCGCUUCUCACCCGUUUGGGCUUUCCAACUUCUAAACACCACUCACGCAGACCUUUCCACGCUUCAUCCUUUUCCCGGUGAGGAUAAUUCUCUACCCAGCCAUGGAAUGUCUCCACCCCUGACAAAAGAAAUUUCUCCCCAUCAAGACCCAAAGGAUAACCGUAGGUAUGAUCCCAAUCCACUUGAUCUAGCCAAGCCUUUGGCUUACAGUGCUCCGGACGUUCUGACUUACACCCUUCUUGCCUCGACUUCGCUAAGUCACACAACGGACAACGUCCAUACUCAAGACCAUCAAUAUGAAAGUGCCCAAACCUUUCAUGUUGUCGAAGUCGCUCGGCGCGAGUCAGAUUCACAAAUGCUGGCUCGGACCACGCGGCCCGGCUCUUUCCGUUUUGCAAAUCUCCAGCCGUAUCCAGCUCACUCAAGCUGUGGAACGCAAAAUCUAUUUGCGGCAAAUUUGUUAAAGUGUCCCGGCGCAUCGGAAUUUUGAAACCUGUUUUCUUCUUCUGGAGGUAGAGCGCGUCUCUCCCCUCAAAAACUACCCGGCAGUCAUUUUCGUCGUUCAAAAGACUUACCGACACCAAAAACAACUUUACGACAGGAUGGUAUAGGCCACCCAUUAAACCUAAAGAGUUAUGGUGGAAGUAACCACGGUAGGCGGGAGUGUCUAACGUUCGGUCGGCAACCGUUAACGUUACUGGAUCAUCCCAAAACACGAUCUGAAAACAGCUCAAGUCCCCUGUCAUGUGGUGCGAAGCACCACUAUCAACAACUGCCGUUGUUUGAGUACCAUCCGGGCGGAUAGUAAUCCCGUGGGCGCUUUUCCCGUUUCCCUUCGACAAAAGUGCAAAUGUCAAAGAUGAAACAGCGCCGGCGGACUUUUCGCCGUUUUGAUCUGUUUGACCCUUUUCCCGCUCUUUUGACCAAUCACCAAACCAGUCUUGUGCCUCCUGGUUUUCGUUUUUCUUGUCCCUGCCCUGGUGGUGACCAUGCACCAAGACAGUGAAGCCCUUAGGAGUAUCGGCAAAAUCAAAAAUUUGCUGAUCUUUCACCCCGUUGCAUGAUUCCCCUACAAACUUGCACAAGUUAAAAUAAGUCCAAUCCACGCAGUUUCCUUCUGCUUUACGGGCGGAAUCUGCCACCUCGUAAUUUUUGUUCUUUGCCAUCUCAUGCGGGUUCGCUUUUCUUUUUAAAUUGCUAGGAUCAUACAAGCGCGAAACCCCAUGCAGAAUAGGCAUUUUUUGUAAUGGAUUUUCUUUCAUUUUAGGUACUUUCACAUUCUUAACACGAGCGGAAUCAAGUAGAGAUUUUUCAGCUUCAAUCUUACAUGUAGUACCUUUUAAUUUUGAAUCACGAGCGAACGGCAAAUCUUCAAUCUUACAAAUAGAUGCUUUUUCAUCGGAAAUAGAGGCAGUAUCAAGUACACACUGAUUGGAUAUAGGUGCUGUAUCAAAUACAUUUGUUUUGCUUUCAAGUACUUCGACAUUGUACACAGAGGGAGAUUGUAGUUUUUGAUUGCAUGUAACAUUACUACUUUGACCAGAAGUAGAGCCUGUUUCACAAACAUGAACAUUAGCAACAUCGGUUUUUCGACGUUUAGCAGCAUGAGAAAUUUGACAAUUCUCAUCGGAACCCGGCCAGCUUCGUCAGUUGGGACAAUCCUUACGAACAUGUCCAAGCUGCUUGCACUUGUGACAUUUGAUCUUGGAUUUGUCUCCACCGCCGCCUUUUCCCUUCUGCUGGUCUCCCUUGCCUCCUUUUCCGCCGCCCUUGUUGUUCUUCUGGUUGUUGUUCUUGUACGGGUGCUGGUUCUUGUUGACCCAGCGUCCACCCUUCUUCCCCUUCUGCGCAACAACUUCAGCAGCGAUCGCUUUGUGAUCGGCCUGCGUCAAGUUGAGAGAAGCGGGCUUUGCGGUGUCCUCUUCGGUGCCCCCGUCUUUCAAGACGGAUUCGAACUCCUCCGCCAACUUCAACAAAUUAUCAUUGUCCGGCUUGUCCUGAAUGACGUGCGGCAUGAUAAAAGAAUCGAAGGCGUUCCCGAGGUUGUAGAAGCAUCCGAAAGUCAUCAACUCGCUGCGGAAGACUUCACCGCCCAGAUCAUCUCGAAAGAUGUUUUGUUUCCGCUGAACGAACUCCCUUACCGUUUGGUCUUUGUCCUUCCGGGUGGUUAGUAAAUCCUUAAGCGACCGCAUUCGGGCGAAUUUGGUCCGCUUAUCGAAUUCCAACAACAACGCACCCCAAGCCGUACUAAUGCAAACGACUGUCUUUUUCUUCACGACCUCCAGCGCGUCCCCAGUCAACGCCACGCACAAGCGAGCGAAGAACUGCGCACCGAUGGCCCUCGUGUCAUCCUUCCAUCCGUCAAUAGAAGGCGUUUUCAAGAAGUUUUCGAUCAAAGUCAAGAUACCCAACAUCUGCAACAAGGCUUGCACCUUAAACCGCCAGUCCGACCAUCCCUUCGGAUUCCCGUCGUAGGGCGGAAUAGAGUACUUUUCCACCUGGUUAGUGUCGACCAUUGUGUUCAAAAGAAAACAAUAAUCGCGCUUAAAUACAAAUUCCCAAUUUGUAUCCCAAUCGAGAUUGUGGAAAUAGUUUGCAAAUUGUGGGUCGCUAAGGUCUUCAACGUUCCAACCUUUGGAGCCGUAACACUUCGCGCCUAAAAUGCACAAAUCUCUAUGUUUUCCAAGUUCUCUAGCUACGCAACUAGCACCAAAAUGUCUGCAUGACAUUUAAUUUCUUUUCUAAAUUUUGCAGAUAGACUUCUUGAAGUUGUGGGGGUGCGUUUUCAACAAAUACGUUCAAAUUUGUAAUGCUAAUUCUGCAAUUUUACAAGUAAAUCUUACAAGAUGUAGUGGCUGUUUUUCAAAUUUUCUACACAAGAAAAAUCAGUAAAAAUUGUAGUUGCAAGUUUUCUAAACAUCAAGAAAACUACUAAAAUUUUGGCUGAAUAAAGGUGCGACUAGAUUGUUAGAAGCCUAGACGCACGAUAGUAACAACAGAGGUAAACGAGAUGGGAACAAGCACUAGCAGUACUAAGUGACUACGAGUCACUGUGUGUUUACUAUCUGUUAUCGACGCACUAGUAUGGGUACUAGUCGCAACCUGCAGGGGUGUGAUGAGAUAUCAAGAGGAUGGACAAUAUGCAUGACAAACAGGAUGGCUACGGCUAUCGGAGGAGGAUCAUGGAUUUCAGAUCGAGGGCACUACAAGCCCGAGGGAUUUGACAUCAGACCAGAUUUGCAUCGCGAUUUACAUCGUAGUAUGCUUCUGAUCGUCACUAGGUCAUUUAUGAUUCCGAUCUAUCCAACAUUCCCCCUUCCGAAGCUAUAGUAACCACUGUUCACCUGUAGCAUAUACCUCAUUCCUCCUUCCUUUUUGGCACAAACGACUAGGCAAAGUCGUAGGGCUUUCCUUCGAUCUGGAUGGUCAAUCCAGAUGCUUUACUUAGCUUCGCAGUCAACAUCAUAACAGUGGCGGGCUCUAGUACAAUGGGCCGAAGGUCAGUCGACACAUGAAACGCGCGCACUGUGUGAAGUUCUGCUUUUGGGUCCGUCUUGAACAAAGACAAAUAUUUUUCACCAGGCAGGCCCUUGGUCAGGGGGUCGGCCUUGUUUACUUUUGUCGGCACAAAACACAAAUCCUGACAAUGAUCACGGACAAUGUGAUAACGCAAGUCAAUAUGUUUGGAACGCUUAGUGAUGAUACUACUCUUGCUGAGACUUAACGCACUUUGAUUGUCUGUGAAAAUGAGCGGAAGCGUUUCCCCUUCAGUUUCCAUAAACCAAUCUGACCAGCCCUGGCUCAAGCACAUUUUGAUCGUGUCAUGAAUCGCAACAUACUCAGCCUCACACGUGCUGGAAGCACGGACUGUCUGUCGUUUUGACGACCAAGCGACUGGACAACCACGAUAAUACAGGAUACUACCGCUGGUGGACUUCAGUGUAACUGUACACCCUGCAAAGUCGCUAUCGCUGAAAGCACACAAAUCAGGACAAUCCCGACUGGCCUCCUUUGUCACUUUGGUGUAAACCGUGCGAAAAUCUUCUUCAGCUUUUGGCGAGUAUUCUGAACCGAUCUCCCGAGUUGCUUUCAAGUAGGCCAAAAUCCGUUUUGCUGCUUUCACCGCUUGGGGUGUCGGAUUUGCUACUUCUCUUGCAACACGCUGCACCGCGUAGACAAUGUCUACCCUGCACAUACAAGCGAUAUAUUGCAGGCUACCCACGAGGCUACGCAAUGGGAAUUUUGUUUCCGGUGCAGAAGUAUCAACUUCAGUAGUCUGAAUUUCUGGCAACUGUCUUCCAGGAAGUACAGGCGUAGCAACUCCCCGACAAUCAACCAUAUUGAAUUUCUUCAAAACUCUGUCAAUAGCCUCUGCCAUGUGGAUCCUCAUGGUCUUUUUCGAUGCGUUGUAUUCCAGAGUGGCCCCCAGGAGGUCGUAAACUUCGCAACCCUUUUCACCUGGUUUCGCUUUCGGCGGGAUCACUUUUCCAGGAAAUUUGUCCAAAAUUUUCCCCAUCUCUUUGUCGAGAAUUUCUUCCGUGUCACCACUCAUGACACAGUCAUCCACGUACACGCUCAACGUAAGAACGCCUUUACGGAACAACCCCGGCUCCCGUUCACACAUCUUCCAACCUAGUUCCUCCAAAGUCUUCCUGUAGGUAUCGAACCAACGACGCGGGCUAAUUCGAAGACCAUAAAGAGACUUCAGUAGGCGCACGACAUCACCUCUCGGAUCAGUGCUCCAGUGCUUCGGAAGACGCACGAAAACUCGCUCGUCACCUAAACUCGCACAAAUGAACGCAUUUGAAAUGUCGAAAAAUUUGAUCCGUUUCCCAUUUGCAGCAGCGUCAACAAGUAGGGCUCUACUAGCUGCGUGCGAAAUGGUAGGACUGUAAAUUUCGCCACAGAGUUCUUUCGACUGUAAGUUUCCUAGUGCCACCAGCCGCGCUUUGUAUGUUCCACAUCUCUUCUUCGUGUAGAUCACGCACGACGGCACAACUUCGUCGCCUUUUUGUGGUUUCUCGUCUACUGUCCAGCACUCUUUUGCUAAAAGUCUGAGUCGUUCAACAUCGUCGGCCUCUAUGUACUUCGGAGCAUCAGGAUCUCGAAGAAUCUGCGCUCUGGUGAGUGACACCACAUGAGCAAAAACUUCUUCACCUUCUUCCUCAAUGCGCUUGGCAUGGUACUCGUCCAAGUCUCGACCAAAGUCAAAAUCAUCAGGCAACUGAAAUACGUUUCCAGCUUCUGCUGCUUUUGGCUUAGGACCUGGCUUUUUGCUUCCCGGUUUGUUCUUUGAACCUUUCGGGCGACCCUUUUUGUUGUUGACCACGACUGCAGGCUUCGGCUUUUGCUUUCUUUUCUUCUUGACGACCUUGGGCUUUGGGCGGGCGGGAGGUUCGUCAAGUUCUUCCGCUUCGGGAAUAACUACCUCUUCCUCUGCUUGCGCAGCACUUUCCUCUUUGCCCCCUUCCACUGCUUUGCCCCCUUCCUCGACCUGUUGGUCUCCAGUAGCCCCAUUGGGCCCCGAAUCACCCUGGUCACGCGGAGCAUCCUGAUCGGGCUCAUGACUUCCCGAGGGAGCCACCAACGGAUCAGGCAUGUUCGACACACGCAAUUUGUCGGGUGCGGCAAAGGGUACAAAGGUGCCACGGUUCUUUUCGCGAAGAUCGUCAAUGUCGGCGAUCGUACAAGAUUCGUCAAACUUGCAGGAUCUAUUUUCGAUCACAGUGAACCUUAAUCCAACUUUCGUUCGUUUGUCGUCACGCCAAACACCCACUAAAUAGCAAGAGUUUUUCGAAUACCCCAAGAAUGCCCCACGUUCAUACCGAACAUCGAGCGCACCUAAGUCCGUCGAUUUCGUAACGUGCUUCCGAGCAUAGCAAAGGACUCCGAAUUUCUUGAAAUACUUGAGCGAAGGCGCGCGAUCGUGAACUUUUUCAAAUGGACUCUUUUGCUCUUUCCGGGCUAACCGAUUCCAAGUCCAGGCUAUAUACUUUGAACAAUAUGGCCAAAGACGAGGAUCAACCCCGAUCAUAUUCGCCCGCAGGGCAUUUUUCGAAGUUUGGUUCCACCGUUCCACGACUCCAUUACGUUGCGGCGUAAACGGCGCAGACGUAGUUGGCUCGAUCGGAGGACUCUGCUUCAAGCAAUACUUUCUCCAGUCACUUUUCUCGCCUCGAAAAGUAGGAUCGUUAUCGCUUCUCACCCGUUUGGGCUUUCCAACUUCUAAACACCACUCACGCAGACCUUUCCACGCUUCAUCCUUUUCCCGGUGAGGAUAAUUCUCUACCCAGCCAUGGAAUGUCUCCACCCCUGACAAAAGAAAUUUCUCCCCAUCAAGACCCAAAGGAUAACCGUAGGUAUGAUCCCAAUCCACUUGAUCUAGCCAAGCCUUUGGCUUACAGUGCUCCGGACGUUCUGACUUACACCCUUCUUGCCUCGACUUCGCUAAGUCACACAACGGACAGCGUCCAUAUUCAAGACCGUCAAUAUGAAAGUGCCCAAACCUUUCAUGUUGUCGAAGACGAUCGGCACGAGUCAGAUUCACAAAUGCUGGCUCGGACCACGCGGCCCGGCUCUUUCCGUUUUGUAAAUCGCCAGCCGUAUCCAGCUCGCUCAAGCUGUGAAACGCAAAGUCUAUUUGCGGCAAAUUUGUUAAAGUGUCCCGGCGCAUCGGAAUUUUGAAACCUGUUUUCUUCUUUUGGAGGUAGAGCGCGUCUCUCCCCUCAAAAACUACCCGGCAGUCAUUUUCGUCGUUCAAAAGACUUACCGACACCAAAAACAACUUUGCGUCAGGAUGGUAUAGACCACCCAUUAAACCUAAAGAGUUAUGGUGGAAGUAACCACGGUAGGCGGGAGUGUCUAACGUUCGGUCGGCAACCGUUAACGUUACUGGAUCAUCCCAAAACACAAUCUGAAAACAACUCAAGUCCCCUGUCAUGUGGUGCGAGGCACCACUAUCAACAACUGCCGUUGUUUGAGUACCAUCCGGGCGGAUGGUAAUCCCAUGGGCGCUUUUCCCGUUUCCCUUCGACAAAAGUGCAAAUGUCAAAGACGAAACAGCGCCGGCGGACUUUUCGCCGUUUUGAUCUGUUUGACCCUUUUCCCGCUCUUUUGACCAAUCACCAAACCAGUCUUGUGCCUCCUGGUUUUCGUUUUUCUUGUCCCUGCCCUGGUGGUGACCAUGCACCAAGACAGUGAAGCCCUUAGGAGUAUCGGCAAAAUCAAAAAUUUGCUGAUCUUUCACCCCGUUGCAUGAUUCCCCUACAAACUUGCACAAGUUAAAAUAAGUCCAAUCCAUGCAGUUUCCUUCUGCUUUACGGGCGGAAUCUGCCACCUCGUAAUUUUUGUUCUUUGCCAUCUCAUGCGGGUUCGCUUUUCUUUUUAAAUUGCUAGGAUCAUACAAGCGCGAAACCCCAUGCAGAAUAGGCAUUUUUUGUAAUGGAUUUUCUUUCAUUUUAGGUACUUUCACAUUCUUAACACGAGCGGAAUCAAGUAGAGAUUUUUCAGCUUCAAUCUUACAUGUAGUACCUUUUAAUUUUGAAUCACGAGCGAACGGCAAAUCUUCAAUCUUACAAAUAGAUGCUUUUUCAUCGGAAAUAGAGGCAGUCUCAAGUACACACUGAUUGGAUAUAGGUGCUGUCUCAAAUACAUUUGUUUUGCUUUCAAGUACUUCGACAUUGUACACAGAGGGAGAUUGUAGUUUUUGAUUGCAUGUAACAUUACUACUUUGACCAGAAGUAGAGCCUGUUUCACAAACAUGAACAUUAGCAACAUCGGUUUUUCGACGUUUAGCAGCAUGAGAAAUUUGACAAUUCUCAUCGGAACCCGGCCAGCUUCGUCAGUUGGGACAAUCCUUACGAACAUGUCCAAGCUGCUUGCACUUGUGACAUUUGAUCUUGGAUUUGUCUCCACCGCCGCCUUUUCCCUUCUGCUGGUCUCCCUUGCCUCCUUUUCCGCCGCCCUUGUUGUUCUUCUGGUUGUUGUUCUUGUACGGGUGCUGGUUCUUGUUGACCCAGCGUCCACCCUUCUUCCCCUUCUGCGCAACAACUUCAGCAGCGAUCGCUUUGUGAUCGGCCUGCGUCAAGUUGAGAGAAGCGGGCUUUGCGGUGUCCUCUUCGGUGCCCCCGUCUUUCAAGACGGAUUCGCACUCCUCCGCCAACUUCAACAAAUUAUCAUUGUCCGGCUUGUCCUGAAUGACGUGCGGCAUGAUAAAAGAAUCGAAGGCGUUCCCGAGGUUGUAGAAGCAUCCGAAAGUCAUCAACUCGCUGCGGAAGACUUCACCGCCCAGGUCAUCUCGAAAGAUGUUUUGUUUCCGCUGAACGAACUCCCUUACCGUUUGGUCUUUGUCCUUCCGGGUGGUUAGUAAAUCCUUAAGCGACCGCAUUCGGGCGAAUUUGGUCCGCUUAUCGAAUUCCAACAACAACGCACCCCAAGCCGUACUAAUGCAAACGACUGUCUUUUUCUUCACGACCUCCAGCGCGUCCCCAGUCAACGCCACGCACAAGCGAGCGAAGAACUGCGCACCGAUGGCCCUCGUGUCAUCCUUCCAUCCGUCAAUAGAAGGCGUUUUCAAGAAGUUUUCGAUCAAAGUCAAGAUACCCAACAUCUGCAACAAGGCUUGCACCUUAAACCGCCAGUCCGACCAUCCCUUCGGAUUCCCGUCGUAGGGCGGAAUAGAGUACUUUUCCACCUGGUUAGUGUCGACCAUUGUGUUCAAAAGAAAACAAUAAUCGCGCUUAAAUACAAAUUCCCAAUUUGUAUCCCAAUCGAGAUUGUGGAAAUAGUUUGCAAAUUGUGGGUCGCUAAGGUCUUCAACGUUCCAACCUUUGGAGCCGUAACACUUCGCGCCUAAAAUGCACAAAUCUCUAUGCUUUCCAAGUUCUCUAGCUACGCAACUAGCACCAAAAUGUCUGCAUGACAUUUAAUUUCUUUUCUAAAUUUUGCAGAUAGACUUCUUGAAGUUGUGGGGGUGCGUUUUCAACAAAUGCGUUCAAAUUUGUAAUGCUAAUUCUGCAAUUUUACAAGUAAAUCUUACAAGAUGUAGUGGCUGUUUUUCAAAUUUUCUACACAAGAAAAUCAGUAAAAAUUGUAGUUGCAAGUUUUCUAAACAUCAAGAAAACUACUAAAAUUUUGGCUGAAUAAAGGUGCGACUAGAUUGUUAGAAGCCUAGACGCACGAUAGCAACAACAGAGGUAAACGAGAUGGGAACAAGCGCUAGCAGUACUAAGUGACUACGAGUCACUGUGUGUUUACUAUCUGUUAUCGACGCACUAGUAUGGGUACUAGUCGCAACCUGCAGGGGUGUGAUGAGAUAUCAAGAGGAUGGACAAUAUGCAUGACAAACAGGAUGGCUACGGCUAUCGGAGGAGGAUCAUGGAUUUCAGAUCGAGGGCACUACAAGCCCGAGGGAUUUGACAUCAGACCAGAUUUGCAUCGCGAUUUACAUCGUAGUAUGCUUCUGAUCGUCACUAGGUCAUUUAUGAUUCCGAUCUAUCCAACAGAAAAAGAGCAGGACCUCCAAAAUGAGCGGCCGCUGCUGCAGAGUUCCCUGCUCAGAGGAAAUAAAUAAAUCCCUUCUUCGAAGGAAAAAACUAUGCGUUGCUAGAUUGAUAUAAAAACAAAGCUGGAAAAAA
Molecule: messenger RNA, 19144 nt
Organism: Amoebophrya sp. A120
Lineage: Eukaryota; Dinophyceae; Syndiniales; Amoebophryaceae
Source: the annotation of a GenBank genome assembly